Messenger RNA from Salvia hispanica, 2410 nucleotides. Its product is annotated as putative sulfate transporter 4.2. Gene Ontology annotation, molecular function: secondary active sulfate transmembrane transporter activity. Gene Ontology annotation, cellular component: membrane. NCBI's taxonomy places the organism in Eukaryota, Viridiplantae, Streptophyta, Magnoliopsida, Lamiales, Lamiaceae. The record is from RefSeq and is a predicted model, not a curated record. Gene Ontology annotation, biological process: sulfate transmembrane transport.
GCAAUUUUGAUACAAAUACCAAAAUACGUAAACUAUUGGUCAGCGUUGUUUUGCGCCAAUCGCUACCGAAUUUCCCUUUUGCACACUUUUAAACCCCACGUGUUUCCCACGCACGCGCCACCGUAUCCUCCUCCUCCUCCGCCGCCGCCGCCGCCAUGGAGAGGCUUAGCCACUCCUCCCCCAGCGCCGGCGACCUCUCCUCCAUCGCUAGCCGCCCCGUCAAAAUCAUCCAGCUCCAGCAUCCUACCUCCACCUCCUCCGCCGCCGCCGCGUCGCCGCCGUCGUCGUAUUUCUGGAAAUGGAGAGACAGGAUGAAGCGGAUGACCUGGACGGACUGGAUUGAGACAUUCCUGCCGUGCUACCGCUGGAUUAGCAGAUACAGGUGGCGCGAGUAUCUCCAGCCCGACCUCAUGGCCGGCGUCACCGUCGGCGUCAUGCUCGUUCCUCAGUCCAUGUCGUAUGCGAAGCUAGCUGGCCUUCACCCUAUAUAUGGACUUUACUCUGGUUUCGUGCCUAUAUUUGUGUAUGCUAUUUUCGGGUCAUCUCGUCAGCUGGCUAUUGGUCCUGUUGCAUUGACGUCCCUCCUGGUGUCUAAUGUGUUGGGGAGCAUAGUAAACCCGGAAGAGCCAUUGUACACAGAGCUUGCGAUACUGCUGGCACUUAUGGUCGGAAUCUUUGAAUGCAUCAUGGGGCUAUUAAGGCUCGGCUGGCUUCUUCGGUUCAUCAGCCAUUCUGUGAUUUCUGGUUUUACUACAGCCUCAGCCAUUAUAAUUGCGUUGUCUCAGGCAAAAGAUUUCUUGGGAUAUAGUGUUGUUCGAAGCAGUGAGAUUAUUCCACUGGUGAAGAGCAUUAUUGCAGGAGCAGAUCAGUUUUUGUGGCAACCUUUUCUCAUGGGCUCCAUUACAUUGGCAGUUCUUUUGAUCAUGAAACACUUGGGAAAAACUAGGAAAUCAUUGCGUUUCUUACGAGCUUCUGGUCCCCUUACAGCUGUUGUUCUGGGAACAGUUUUUGUUCAUGUAUUUCAUCCAGCUUCAAUAUCUUUGGUAGGUGAAAUACCACAGGGGCUGCCGGAAUUUUCGAUCCCAAAGAAAUUUGAGUAUGCUAAAUCUUUGAUUUCUACAACUGUUCUCAUUACUGGCGUGGCUAUUUUGGAAUCUGUCGGAAUCGCUAAAGCACUUGCAGCAAAGAAUGGUUAUGAAUUGGAUUCCAAUCAAGAGUUAUUUGGUCUUGGUGUUGCAAACAUUGUUGGUUCUUUCUUUUCGAUUUACCCUACAACUGGAUCAUUUUCCAGAUCAGCUGUGAAUCAUGAAAGUGGAGCCAAAACUGGCUUAUCUGGAGUCGUUAUGGGAAUUAUUAUGGGAUGUGCGCUUCAAUUCAUGACGCCAUUGUUUGAAUACAUACCGCAGUGUGGUCUAGCCGCCAUUGUCAUUUCUGCUGUUAUUGGACUGGUGGAUUAUGAUGAAGCUACCUUCUUAUGGCGGGUGGAUAAAAGAGACUUUAUCCUCUGGACCAUUACUUUCAUCUUCACCUUGUUCCUUGGCAUAGAGAUUGGCGUCCUUCUUGGUGUUGGUGUUUCACUUGCUUUUGUCAUCCAUGAAUCAGCUAAUCCACAUAUUGCUGUCUUGGGCCGUUUACCUGGUACAACUAUAUACAGAAACACAGAGCAGUAUCCCGAAGCUUAUACAUACAAUGGAAUUGUAAUUGUUCGCGUUGAUGCUCCAAUAUACUUUGCCAAUAUAAGCUACAUCAAAGACAGGCUCCGGGAAUAUGAGAUUGUAGUCGAUGGACCUAUUAGGCGAGGCCCAGAAGUACCAGGCAUCCAUUAUGUCAUUCUUGAGAUGGCUCCUGUGACAUACAUAGACUCGAGUGCUGUUCAAGCUCUAAAAGACUUAUACUACGAAUACAAAUCACGUAACAUCCAGAUAGCCAUUUCCAAUCCAAACCGAGACGUACUGCUGACACUGACAAAAGCUGAGGUGGUUGAUUUAAUAGGCCGAGAAUGGUUCUUUGUCCGUGUGCAUGAUGCAGUCCAAGUUUGUCUACAGAAGGUGCAAAGCUUGACCAAUUCUUCCACAAGUCAGUCCCCAUUGCUGGAGAAGAAAUCAAGCCUCUUCAAUCGACUACUGAAGCAGAGCUCAGAAGAAGCUGCUCUGUCUCAGCUGGAGUCUGGAACUCGGGAGAUUGCCUCGUCGAGAAACGACACCAGUCAUCUGGAGCCACUGCUGUCAAAGAAGACAUGAGAACAACAGUGAUGGUGCAUAUGUAUGUAAAAUUGUGUCCAUUUUUUUGCAUAUAGAGAUAUUGGUUUGGAUGUGUUUAUUUAUUUCUGCCUACUUUUCAACUAGGGAACUUCAAAUUUGUUGUAAUAUGGUGUCUGAAUAAAAAGUGUAAAGUAAAUCUUUUUACUGUA